Molecule: messenger RNA, 4123 nt
Organism: Homarus americanus (American lobster)
Lineage: Eukaryota; Metazoa; Arthropoda; Malacostraca; Decapoda; Nephropidae
Product: lachesin-like
Exons: 7
Coding region: 915-1853 (312 amino acids)
Biological process (GO): synapse organization
Cellular component (GO): neuron projection membrane
Source: RefSeq, a predicted model, not a curated record
CUCACGGAUGGUGUGGUGCGUCUCUUGCUGCUCCUCUUCUCUUGGCCUGUUUAGCUUACAAUGGAUCCUAAUUCUGUAGAGAACGAGGCUAUAAGUUGUGUUUCUUAACUUGGAUAAUAUACUUUACAUCCAGAAGAUAACAGAGAUUCAGUUUAAUUGGUGUAUUUAAGAGUGUUGAUAUUCGAACAAAGGCUUGCUUGAAAUCAUGGAAAUGAAAAAUAUAUACAUAUAUAUUACAGUUCAUCUGCCAGAGUGAAUAUUUCAUCUUUUAUUUCACACCCGGUAAAGUGUUUUCCAAUUAUGAGUAAAUAAUGACGGUGUAAGUGUUUCCAGAUAAGUCAUGAUAUUAAGCACUGCAUCUACUAACGGGGCAUAAAAUCACAUAUUAGGGUUUCAUACUGAUACUGUGAACAGUUUAACAAUUAAAUCUAUGGAAAAGACAUACUGUACUCUAUGAAGUAAAGAAAUGUUCCUUUCUUAUACGCAUACGCUCACCAUUAAACUUUUGUCUACGUAAUUACAAAAAAUAUAUAUAUAUUUAUAUUUUAUGAAUAAAUAAAAGGAACUGGAAAGUCAGAAUUUGGCGAGUGUUUUGAGACAGCGUUUUAGUUAUGAACAACAACACAACCCCUGUUUGUGAACAGUAAACAAACAAGAAAACAUCACAAAUAUGUAUAUAAGUAAUCAAUCUAUUAUUUUUCUCUGUCAAUUAUGAAGCAAAGUAGAAAAGAAAGUUCUUGUUAACACAUUGAGAUAACUUCAGUUAUCAAUUUCACCACUAAUAGUAUUAGAAGAAAUAAAUAAAUCGAUACUGCUGAAUUUCUCAGUCGGUCACCAGUGUCACCUUCAGGCGACCAACUAUAGCAGCAUUAUAAAAUCUAGCAGGAAAGACUACUGUAUACAAGGCAGUCAGCAUGUUCUCCAAGCCUAUCCUCUGUUACAUGAUAUCACGGCUUCUUCUUACUGGUGUGUCGUUGGCGGCGGGGCAGCAAGAGGUGCAACACAGUGACCCUUCACCUCCUCCACGAAGGGACAUGUAUGAAGCGGCAGAAGAUAUGUGGGUGAAGGUUCUCUCACUUAACACUCUCGCUCCAGAAUUCCUGGGGCAGAACAACACGGAAGUGGAGGCACAAGUUGGCGGGGAGGCUUCCUUUAGCUGCUACACUUAUCACCUCUCCGACGAAAUGGUGGCGUGGCUGAAGAGAGAUGACGACCAGCUGCUAACGGUGGGACAACAGGUGUACGCUUCCGAGACCCGUUUCUCUGUCGUCCACGCUGACCAUAUGGAGCAGGCGUGGGAGCUGUGGGUGAAGGAAGUGCAGCUGACGGACGCUGGCCAAUAUGAGUGUCAGCUUACCACCAACCCACCUGUCUCCUUCUUCUUCAGCCUCGUCGUCACACAAGCGGAGGCUGUUGUUGCCGGCCCCAGUGAGGUACACAUUGAGGAGGGUUCUCAUCUGGCACUUGAUUGCUAUGUGCAAAAUGCUCCCUUACCGCCCGUUUAUAUCUUCUGGUACCACAACAACACCAUGGUUAACUACGGCAGACUGGAGGCACUACAGGUGGAGCACCACAACUACACCAGCAGCCUGGUGGUGUCUCACGUGAGGCCUUCACACGCCGGCACCUACACCUGUGACCCUCACUUGGCCACACCUGCCAACGUCACGGUCCAUGUUGUCACAGACAAGCGACCAGCCGCCAUGCAUCACGGGAGGAGCCAAUCUGAAGACAACAGCAGUGGUUCGACCGGCGUGUGUCACCAGGAUCCAGCACCCAUGCUAUUCUGUGUCAUGGUGGUGUUCCUCACAGCUUACUUUUCCACGGGGCCAUCCACGGCCUCUCUACACUAGAACACCUUCAUCCAGUGCCUCCUGGUGAUGAAUUUUGACGUAGCUCUAAUUAAACUGGUAGACUAGGUAGCAUUGAAUAUUUUUCUCUGUAAUCACUAAGAUUUUUUUAUUUUUAAGAGUAUGGCGGUGUAUCUGUACGUGAACUUAUGUGCGUGCGUGUGUGUGUGUGUGUGUGUGUGUGUGUGUGUGUGUACACAUGAUAACUGUACAGUAAUAACGGUAACAGAAAAUCAUAAACACCAGUUCACCAGGUGCCACUCAUGGUCGGAACGUGGAGUGUGCACACACUCUUUGAUGCACAUACCGAGUCUGACAAGCAACAGAGAAAAACUGCGCUGGAGGCAAAUGAGUUCAAGAAAUAAAAUAUAGACAUAGCAGCUUUGAGCGAAACAAGAUUUCACGGCGAGGACUCGCUGGCUAGAGUUACAUCGACCCCACCCUAGCUCUCGUACUGGCAAUUUUACCUGGUAAUACUUAAGGAAGGAAGGCUGUACGUAAUGGGAAUUGUUGUUGGUGGAUUUAUUUUCGGCUGUAUCACUGUCAGGAUAAAUAUUAAACAAUCCAAAAGUGUCAUUUUUAUAAUAAUAAGCUAUUCAUCGUUAUUUAAGAUCAUGACAAGUUUCCAAAUAUUCAUAUAUUUGCUUAAAUAAUGAAGAAAUUAUAUCAAUGAAUUGCUUUACUCUUCGUCCCACUACUUAAACAACUAUUGUACUCUCUGACUUAAUAUCAGACCUGUGGUAGCAUAGCUUGAGGGCAAGACACGUGGAACUGUAAUAAUGUUACCAAGAUAUGGGAAGAAAAUAAAGGUGGUCACUGCAGGAAAAUAAUACCCCUAACAUACAAUAAAAAUGGUUUAUACAAAAAUGCUAGACUUCUGACUACUUCCAGUACGCACAACUACCAUGAGUAAUACUCAUGUACUUCUCAACAAGGUAUAAUACAUCUCUCAGAGUCACCAUCACUUGGGGUGUCUUUUAAACAAGACUCCACGCUACUCUUAUUCCUCGUACACUGGAGUACCAACAAGACAGCUUGCAGUACACACACUGCACGGGUCACAUUCAUGGCUCCACCCAAGGUACUUCACAGUAAGGUACAAUACAACUUCCAGUAUACAAACAAAAUGGUGUACUUUUCACAAAACCACCUAACACUGUGAUCACACCCAUAGUACACUGGAGCAUCAACAUUACGGGUUACCUGAAAAUGUAGCUUGUAAAAAGUAAUAGGACUGCCGCAGCCCCACAACUAAUUCCUGUAGAGCUACCAAGAACCAGUGGCUUAACUCAGGGCCGGAUUAAGACCCUUAGAGGCCCUAAGCACUUAAAAGAUUUUGUUGCCCCCUAUAUAUGUAAUUCAAAAUAUAAACAAUAAUAAACCAUAAAAUAAAAUGUUAUUUUUCGAAAUUAAACAGAAUUUACAGUAAGAUGGAAAAUAAAGUUUAUUUUUGUAUACGUCCACUUUAUUUAUAGUUGAAAAGUUUUCUCCUACUUUUUUAAUUGCAAAGUCUUUGAUCAGAUCCUCAAAACUAGUCUUAUGUAACACAUCUGCUUCUAUACUUAGUAGAGAUAAGGCAUCCAGCCUGCCUUGUUGCAUAGUUGUUCUGAUGGGAUUUUUAAUAUACUUCAACUUAGAAAAUGAACGCUCAGCUGUGCAAUUUGUGACCAUUAAUGUUAAAAAUAUACGAAAGCCAAUAUCAACAUUUGGAAAGGCACACUCAAUAUUGUCUUCUACAAUCAUUGUAUAAAGUUCAGCAUGACUGAAUCUUGGUUUUACAUUUUUUGUUGCACUAAACUUAUGGCGCACAUACAAGUGAAACUGCUAAGGCUCAGUUGAGAAAUUAGUGUUGAAAUCCUCUGGGUAAGCAUCACUCAGCUUUUGACAGCACUGAGAAUACCUUUCAAUUUCAGUAGAUGAUGAAGUGGCAUUAUGUGGCACAUCACUUAGAAAAGAAAACCUCUCUGCUAUUUCUUUAUAUAUCUCUCCUCUUCUUCUCAUCUCAGUUUCAAGUUUGUCAAUAAUUGUGUAAAAGGUGGUGAUACGAAAUUUAUCUCUGGCAUUCAGAUGUACUUCUGGUGCAUCUCCGUCAUUGGGUACUGUUACGAACCACGCCACCAAUUGUCAUGAGCUACCGACCCAGCACUACAAACCGCGCCAUCUAUUGUCCUGAUCUACCUACCCAGCACCACGAGCAACGCCAUACUAGGGACGAAACCCAAGUAUGACUACUCUUAGUUACCACUCCGGAGUUUCCCUUCUCCAUAUCCUGG